Messenger RNA from Hippoglossus stenolepis (Pacific halibut), 2675 nucleotides. RefSeq names its product mitotic arrest deficient 2 like 2 (gene mad2l2). Lineage: Eukaryota; Metazoa; Chordata; Actinopteri; Pleuronectiformes; Pleuronectidae. Gene Ontology annotation, cellular component: zeta DNA polymerase complex. The record is from RefSeq and is a predicted model, not a curated record. The coding region runs from base 1183 to 1815 and encodes 210 amino acids. The transcript is spliced from 8 exons.
UUCUUUAUCCAGAGAGUUAGUAUGGCUGGUCGCAAUCAUUUCAGACUUAUGGUUGGUAAGUUGCUUACGGUUGACAUGUUCAUAAAGAUGCCAUAUGAAGACCAGGAUGAGGAAAAUGAGGAGGCAAUUCUUGGUCUUGAUUCUGAGUCUGAAAUCUCUGAAGCUGAGGACCUAGACUUUGUUCCACAGGAUCAAGCUGGAGUUGUGGGUGUGUCUUGGAAUCCAGCUCUCCUAAAUGGAGAUGGCUCCUUUGAUGAUAUAGAAGACUCAUCUUCAUUGGCUCCUUCGAUGAUGUAGAAGAUGAGUCUUCUAUGUCAUCAAAGGAGCCUUCUCCUAAAUGAAGAAGGAUGAAUAAGCGAUAAAUUAAUAUAGCAAAGAAACACCCAGCCGCAUGAAAUAACACAGGAAAUGAAUAUGGGUCAUUUUUUUAACCCAUGUUGUGAACGAUGGUCAUCAGUUUGUGAAGCCUGUUGUUAAGUCUGCAGCGUUUAUUCUGUGUUCGGACUAUCAUCAGAUAGCAUGGGCGUUUCCUUAAACAACAUCUGGUGUUACACAGCUGACAGAGUAAAACACGGUUCAUUCUGAUGAAGCGCACCGAACUUCCAGCGGCUCGGUGGCGUAAUGACAUCGUCAUCAGGCCUGAAGCUAAUACUGCUUUGCCAUGUCGUUCUGAAUCCCGUUCAAGUUUUUUGUACUAUAUAAAUUUUUUUACCCAUAUGAUUUAUAUCGUUGUCUCAACGUGAUGUUGAUACGGACACAUUACAUUAACUCGUGAUGGGGUUUUUUUUGUUUGAUGUUUAUUUCAACGGCACCUUCAGUAGACCACCGCACUUCACACACAAGCGCUUUUUAAAAUGACGAAUCUGCGAUCGUGUCUGCAACCGACCGACAACAUCUGGAAUAAAGACAACAAAUCACCAGUUACCAAGAUCCCCAGCUAAACUGGAACACCGGUCGUGAACUAUAUUAUACUUUCAUUCUCUUUUAAAUCCGCCUCAGUGUUUCCAUAGCAUCUUUGUUUAAACUCCACAGUUCAGCGCUGCUCUCCCUCGGGCUGACGUCGUCCAGUCGGACAUCGAACAAACAAAAACAGAAGAUGAAGGCUUGACAGGCUGCUAACGAUAGCCUGCUGGGGAAAUUAGCUUGUAUUUGUUUCAUUCGACCGUUUGAGAGGAAGACAACAUGACAACUCUAACAAGACAGGAUCUCAACUUUGGACAAGUGGUCGCUGACAUCCUGUGUGAGUUCCUGGAGGUCGCUAUUCACCUCAUCCUGUACGUCCGAGAAGUUUAUCCCUCUGGCAUAUUUCAGAAGAGAAAGAAAUACAACGUGCCUGUGCAGAUGUCAUGUCACCCGGAGCUGAAUCAGUAUAUCCAAGACACGCUGCACUGCGUAAAGCCGCUGAUUGAAAAGAACGAUGCAGAGAAGGUGGUGGUGGUCAUCAUGGACAAAGAGCAUCAUCCAGUUGAGAGAUUUGUGUUUGAGAUCUCCCAACCUACACUGCUGUCCAUCAGCUCUGACACUUUACUUUCACAUGUGGAGCAGCUGCUGAGGGCAUUCAUCCUGAAGAUCAGUGUGUGUGACGCUGUUUUAAAUAAUAACCCGCCAGGGUGUUCAUUUACAGUACUAGUACACACCAGAGAUGCUGCCACACGCAACAUGGAGAAGGUUCAAGUCAUCAAGGAUUUCCCGUGGAUAGUUGCUGAUGAACAAGAAGUCCACAUGCAGGAGCCGAGACUCAUCCCACUGAAGACCAUGACAUCUGACAUAGUAAAAAUGCAGCUCUACGUGGAGGAGAGAGCCCAGAAAACAUAGGUCCACACUCUGUAGAAACUCAGAUAGUGCUGCAGAAGCCUCUCUGUGACAACACUGAAUCAUGAGCUAAGUACAUAAUGCAGCCUAUCAGAGCUGCAACAGCUUGAAAGAAAGACGAGGAUGUGUUGAACACAUGGGAUUCUUAAGAGUGGGAUAUUCCUGUGGGAAUGUGUUUGUGAAGUGUGUAAAGCUGCAGUUUGGGUUGGUGCUGUUUCAUUUGUCUGUGAUUGAGGAACAUACCAUACACGUAUCGAUGGAUGUGCUUCUGUUCUUGUUGUCAUGUAUUGUGCGUUUUAAUGUUUUGACUGCAGAUCUUUAAAGUGACGUGAUCAUCAAGAUUGAAAUGUAGUUGCACCAUGACAACAACCUUCCAGAGGACAUUGAAUCCUUGGGGAGAACAUCAGUCUCACUUUAAAUCCCACUUGUAUCAGAUUAACCCCGGGUUCAGCAGUGUUUUAAAUGUAAAAAUAUCCACUACUCAUUGUUCUUUGUAGGCAUUUUCUUUUGCAAAUGCUCACUGAGAAGAAGUAGCCUUGUCACAUCCUCUAGGAGGUCAGAGGUCAAGUCAUCUCAGUCCUUGAAGGAUGGUUUCAUAUUGAGCCACAGCAGUUCUCUGCAUGUUGUCUACAGUGGCAUCAUGCAUGCUGUGCUAAAACUGCAGGAUGAAAGUUUAUUGUGGGCUUCAUUAGAACGAAAGGAUCUCUGUGUGGUUUCACUUGUACAUUUGUACCCAUUUGUAAUGUUCCGUUCCAUUUUUACAUGACUAUUGCAGAGUUGUGUUUUGCAUUUCAUUUUUACCACUGAUACCAUUGUUGAUUAAUGCAAAAUGUAAAAUAUUAUUAAAUUGUAAUUCAAUCUUU